This is a messenger RNA of Linum trigynum, 894 nucleotides long. NCBI's taxonomy places the organism in Eukaryota, Viridiplantae, Streptophyta, Magnoliopsida, Malpighiales, Linaceae. The record is from the annotation of a GenBank genome assembly.
CAAAUAUGCAACCAAAAAUAUUGCGAAGACUGAAUUAGAGGACUUGAAAAAGUGAAAAAAUGGAGGUAGUAUAGUUUUGGGAAAACGUUCAACACAUGCUCCCUUCUCUGUUCCCACCUACCCAAUUUCUUUUUCCCUCGACCCCAUUAAAUGGCAGAUGGAAGAAUGCCACAAAACAAGGAAACAAGACCUGGCGCGGGAGCCAUGGAGGAUUGAUUGGUGGUGGAGCUAGCGAUAUGACACAACUUUAAUGCCACAGCCACAGGAACCAGCAUUGUCCAGAAAUUUGAGCUUGGAAUCUGACAAUCCAUCUCCACCCUACGAUCUCACAAUCCUAGGAGCAUCCGGAUUCACCGGCAAAUACGUCUGUCGUAAGAGAAGCUCUCAAGUUCCUCAACUCCCCGGCUGUGACUACUUGGAUAUCUGCGGGGAGCCGGAGUUUAUGGAGCGGAUGGAGAACAGUUACCACGACCAAGCGGUUGAGAAGGGUUGUUUCAGCUUGUGGGUUCGAUUCGGUUCCGGCUGAAUUGGGUUGGAUGUUUAACUCGAAGCAGUGGUGCCAAACCGGAUCGAGCUGUGGCUUACUUGAGCUUCGAAUCUGACAAGAAUAUUGUUGGCAACUUCGGGACUUACGAGUCGGCGGUUCUGGGUGUUGCCCAACGUGGACAAAUUGAUGGAGUUGAGGAGAUCCAAACCCAGAAGGUCUAAGCCGGAGGUGAGCAAGUCACUUUAGGUACUUUACGUUGCAUUACUAUGCUUUUUCCAUGACAUUUUCCUAAUAUAUUACCAUACUCGGAUACGGUUCUAGCAUGUUCAAGAUGGGUGCAUAAUACUUGUACAAAUAGAUAUGUACUCUUGAUUUUUAAGUGAGAGUAAAAAAUUUAAUGGGUGAUC